GACCAAUACCAAGACACAAGAACCCAAGAGAAGGAGGCGAGGAAGACAACUCGGGCGCGUCGAAAUCCAGGACAAGCGGGAUACCAGACGCUGUCGUGCUGCGCUUGCAGAUUCUCGAGAGAGCUGGACAACAUCAUGGGUCUUCAAGUACAGCAGCAACGACAACAACAACAACACAGCUGGGAGCGAUUGAACUCUCCUUUGCGCGAAAAGAGCGUCAACAACAUGAGGCGUCACAGGUCGGCCCCAACGCCCAAGCAACGCACGCCGACCACGAGGACCGUUCCAGAACCAGUCCUCCUCCACCAGCCCAAACAGCCGGCUACAUCGCAUGCGGCGGCACCCACGGCGCCAGUGGCGGCGGGUACCAGCACCUCUGGUUCCACUGCUGACGACGAUGAUGCCAGAGGCCCGCUUGGCUUUCCCGAGCCGAGCUUCUCGCCGGCCCUCAAGGUCGUCGACUGCGACAGCUUCACCCUCGUCUCACAAGCGACUGGGCGCCGCUGGAGGGCGAUCGACUCCUCUAGAGAGUGCCAGUUCGGGGAGGUACUGCGUGCUGUAGAGCUGUCGGACGAAGCUGGGGCACGGCCGGGGUACUUCGCUAUCAAGGAGCUUAGCUUGGGCCAUCUGCAAGAGAUGCAGGGAAAGACCCUCGAGGAUCCGCUGCGGGAGGUGUCCGCGCUGCAGUACCUUCCCAGCCACCCGAACGUCCUCACUUGUACCGAGGCGCUCUUGGACGAGAACAGCAUUUAUAUAGUGAUGCCGUUCUACAGCGGAGGCGAGGUUUUCGACGUGCUGAUGGACAGCGGCCGAUUUGAAGAGGACGAGGCGCGACUGCUGCUCCGCCAGGUGCUGGACGGACUACUCCACCUCAAGAGACACGGAGUCUGCCACCGGGAUGUGAGCCUGGAAAACCUAGUGUUGACCGAGGAGGGUGUGGUGAAGCUUGUUGACUUUGGGCUGGCAUUGCGCAUCCCCCAGAACGAGGACGGCAGAGCAAGGACUAUUCCGCCCCAGGGCGUGUGCGGGAAGCCGCACUACAUUGCGCCCGAGGUGUUGGCAAGUUCAAGCUCGAAGAGCGGAUUUGACGGGUUCGCGGUGGAUGUGUGGGCUUCUGGCAUCCUUCUCUUCGUCAUGCUGACGGGCGUUGCCCCGUUUGAGGUGGCUCUUCCUUCCCACGAUGAGCGACUCCACACUGUUGCUGUGAAAGAGAAUCUCGCGGAACUUCUGUCGACGUGGAAUAUUUCGUUGUCACCAGAGGCGACUGAUUUGAUUCAGUCGUGCCUGCUGUUCGCCCCGGAGAGACGCCCCAGCCUCGAGGCGCUUGCCAACCACGAUUGGCUCAACGCGUGAAUCAGGCUGAUGGUUGCCGUUGUACUUAUGUGUGUUCCUGGCUGUGACCGAUCCCACCUGCUCCACUUCAGAACCGGGCGCUAACUGAGAUUGACCCGGACAAGGGGAGCAACCGGGCGACUAUUUCGUAGACAUCUGCUUUGUGUUGUUGCGUAUGCUGAUGCUACUGAUGUUGUAGGGCAUGAUGAAGGAAAGGGUGGUGUGUACGUUGGUGGGACAGUGUGUUUGACGCCCGGCGUGACUAAUGAACCAAAAACCCCGGUUGUGCGCUGAUGAGACAAAAGUAGUUACCGAAAAUAUGGUUACUUUACGAGUGCGUGUCGACGGGGAGGGUCUAUUCGUGCCAAUUUUGGCGAGGUUUUAUUUCCUGUUUCGCCUCUUGCAUGGUGAACGGGUACUUUGGCCAUAAAGAUCAACGUUGCCGGUGGAUCUUUGUAUGUACAAGCAAGUGUUUGAGGAGGUGCAGGUUGUUUGUGUUUAAGAGGGGGUGGAAUUCGUUCCUGCUGAACCACGUUUUUGUAUUAUUUCACUGAACACCGUCAAGACUAGUGGAAAAUAACAACCUGACGACUCGAGUGGCGCCGCUUUGGCCUUUGAUUGUUUUUGUUUCGUUUUUUCUUCGUCUCGCGUGUCAAGCGUGAGCGAUAGGCUCUAUCUUUACAUCUCCUUUAUUGGACAGUCGCUCGCGACGUCUCGCUGU
Ectocarpus siliculosus is the source of this 2053-nucleotide messenger RNA. The record is from the annotation of a GenBank genome assembly. Lineage: Eukaryota; Phaeophyceae; Ectocarpales; Ectocarpaceae.